GGUUUAUACCUAAAGUACAGACUGCGUAUGUUGAAUGGAGAUGAAUUUUUAACGAAGGAGUUCUCAGCUGAUGAAUUUCAUAUCUUGGAAACUGAUAUAUUUUUCUUGUUAAGUUUCAUUGUGAUCUUCGUUCUGGCCAUCAUAUGCGCUCAGAAGCUGCGUGAACGAAUGCUAUUCCACACGACCUACAAGAUGUUCCUUUUCACAACGGCUAUGGAGAUACUCUCAUUGUUCAUCAUCUGUAUCGCUUACGGGAAGUUCGCCAACACCGGCGAUGAAGAUUUCGACCUGAAAACGUUCGGCCGCAUCAUCGAAGCAACGGGCCACAUCGUCUUCCUGCUGAUGUUGCUGCUGUUGGGCAAGGGGUACAACGUGACCAGGGGCCGCCUCAGUCAGUCGAGUAGCAUCAAGAUCCUCGUCUUCAUCGCCCUCUACAGUGUCAUAUACGCCGUUCUCUUCUUCGAUGAUGCUAUCUUCUCGGAUCCAGGAUUGGUGUUGUAUUUGUACGAGAGUCCACCUGGAUACGGAUUAAUUGCGUUAAAGAUCGUGGCCUGGGCAUACUUUUCCUUUGCUUGUUUCAUGACACUCAAACACUAUCCUGAAAAGAAAAAGUUCUAUUACCCCUUCUACUUCUUCUAUAGCGUCUGGUUUGUCAGUCCAAUAUUUGUCCUGAUCGCCUGCUUCGCCAUACCAAGGUACAGACGUGAGAAGAUUGUGAAUGGCAUUGAAGUGGCUAUAUCGUUUUUAUCUCAUACUUACUUGCUGUUUCUGACGAGACCAUCAAACACGAACAAAAACUUCCCCUACCACGUCAGGACAUCGCAAGUGGGCUUACAGCGUUACAUGAUAUCAUAUCACAUCACCUUAUCACAUCACAACAACAGCAACAACAACAACAACAGUAACAACAACAACAACGACAACAACCAUAUCCAAUCCAGGUUGGAAUCUUGGAGAAUAAUUCCACGCCAGACGACAAGAUGA
This is a messenger RNA of Helobdella robusta, 984 nucleotides long. RefSeq lists its product as hypothetical. Lineage: Eukaryota; Metazoa; Annelida; Clitellata; Rhynchobdellida; Glossiphoniidae. The record is from RefSeq and is a predicted model, not a curated record. The annotation marks the transcript as partial. Gene Ontology annotation, biological process: G protein-coupled receptor signaling pathway; response to pheromone. The transcript has 7 exons.